Spea bombifrons (plains spadefoot toad) is the source of this 3322-nucleotide messenger RNA. RefSeq names its product importin 9 (gene IPO9). Gene Ontology annotation, molecular function: small GTPase binding. Gene Ontology annotation, biological process: protein import into nucleus. The record is from RefSeq and is a predicted model, not a curated record. Lineage: Eukaryota; Metazoa; Chordata; Amphibia; Anura; Pelobatidae. Gene Ontology annotation, cellular component: cytosol; nuclear envelope. The transcript has 24 exons. Bases 115 to 3213 code for a protein of 1032 amino acids.
GGGCGGUAUUGGCGCUCAGGGUUGCUUCUUGUGCUGCUUUCUGUCAAGUGUCUAGUUUCCGGUCGGGAACUCGUGGUGUUUUUUUUUUUUUUUUGGAACCUGUCUGCCGGUGCUAUGGCGCAGGUUAGCACUCCUGUUUUUCCAGCUGUUCAGGCAGGAUUAAGGGAGGCCUUGUUGGAAACACUGAGUGGCAUUCUGUCCCCAGGACAUGAGGUGCGAGCGGCAGCAGAGGAACAGCUGAAAGUGUUAGAAGUGACAGAGGAUUUUGGGGUGCACCUGGCAGAGCUGACCGUUGACCCACAGGGUGCCCUAGCUAUAAGACAGCUGGCAUCGGUAGUUUUAAAACAAUAUGUCGAAAAUCACUGGUGCUCUCAGUCGGAGAGAUUCAGAUUACCAGAGACCACAGAAAGGGCGAAAGCUGCCAUUCGCCAGCUUCUUCCUCGUGGCUUGCGGGAGUCAAUUAGCAAGGUACGUUCCAGUGUGGCAUAUGCUGUGUCUGCCAUUGCCCACUGGGACUGGCCUGAAGCAUGGCCAGGACUCUUCAAUCUUCUUAUGGAGAUGCUGGUGAGCGGGGAAGUAAAUGCCGUACACGGGGCAAUGAGAGUUCUAACAGAAUUUACAAGAGAAGUCACCGAUACACAGAUGCCUCUUGUUGCCCCUGUCAUUCUUCCAGAGAUGUAUAAGAUCUUUACCAUGAAUGAGUUGUAUGGAAUUCGAACUCGUGCCCGUGCUGUGGAAAUCUUUACUACUUGUGCUCAUAUGGUGUGCACCAUGGAGGAACUGGAGAAGGGUGUUGCACAUGCUUUGAUCUUCCCAGUGGUGCAGCAGUUCACAGAUGCGUUUGUCCAAGCUCUACAGAUGCCAGAUGGCCCUACAUCCGACAGUGGCCUGAAGAUGGAAGUCCUCAAGGCGAUCACUGCUCUGGUUAAGAAUUUUCCAAAACAAAUGGUAUCCUCAAUGCAGCAGAUACUACCCAUUGUAUGGAACACGCUGACGGAGAGUGCAUCUUUCUAUGUGAGAACAGAAGUAAAUGGCACAGAGGAUUUGGAGGAUCCUGUGGAUUCUGAUGGAGAAGUAUUGGGUUUUGAGAACCUGAUAUUUAGUAUUUUUGAGUUUGUCCACACACUAUUGGAAAACAAGUUUAAAGCCACCGUCAAGAAAGCGCUCCCUGAAUUGAUCUACUACAUUAUACUGUACAUGCAGAUCACAGAUGAGCAGAUAAAGGUCUGGACUGCAAAUCCCCAGCAGUUUGUUGAGGAUGAAGAUGACGACACAUUUUCGUACUCUGUCCGUAUUGCAGCUUUGGAUCUGCUCCUGGCUGUUUCCAGUGAAUUCCAAAAUGAAAGCGCCGCUGCACUGGCUGCUGCAGCAACCCGCCACUUCCACGAGGCAGAGCAAAACAAGAGCCAGAACGGAGAACAUUGGUGGAAGAUACAUGAAGCAUGCAUGCUGGCCCUAGGGUCUGUGAAGUCUGUGCUUACAGAGGGGGUGCAAUCAGGACAAGUUCAGUUUGAUAUGUCUGGGUUCCUGACUGGUAUCAUACUCUCAGAUCUCAACACAUCAGUAUCUCCUUUUCUGUUGGGCCGAUCUCUCUGGGCUGCAAGUAGAUUUACAGCAGCUAUGUCACCCGAACUCAUCCAGCAAUUCCUUCAGGCCACUGUGAGUGGACUGCAUGAGAACCAACCCCCUUCUGUGCGCAUCUCUGCUGUCAGGGCCAUUUGGGGGUACUGCGAUCAACUUAAAACGUCAGAGAGCACACAUGUGCUGCAGCCCUACUUGCCAAGUAUGGUGGAUGGCCUCAUAACACUCGCAGCCCAAUUCACUUCUGAGGUGUUAAAUUUAGUAAUGGAGACUCUGUGUAUCGUGUGCAGUGUAGAUCCUCUCUUUACUGCUAAGGCAGAGCCCAAGAUUUGUCCCUUCGCCAUUGCCAUCUUCCUCAAAUACAGUAACGAUCCUGUAGUAGCCUCAUUGGCUCAAGACAUCUUUAAAGAGUUGGCCCAGAUAGAGGGUUGCCAAACUGCAAUGCAGAUGAGGCUCAUACCUACAGUGGUUAGCAUCAUGCAGGCCCCUUCUGACAAGAUCCCAACAGGUCUGUGUGCGACUGCCAUUGACAUUUUGACCACAGUUGUGAGAAACACAAAGCCGCCGCUGUCCGAAUUACUCAUUUGCCAAGCUUUCCCAGCUGUGGCUCAGUGUACUCUUCGCACAGAUGACAACGCAAUAAUGCAGAACGGCGGAGAGUGUUUGCGUGCUUAUGUGUCAGUGGCGCUGGAACAGAUUGCUCAAUGGCGGGACGAUCAGGGACAUACAGGACUCUGGUAUGUGAUGCAAGUAGUUGGCCAACUGUUGGAUCCUCGCACAUCUGAAUUCACUGCAGCCUUUGUUGGGCGUCUUGUGUCGACUCUCAUAGCCAAGGCUGGUCGUGAGCUUGGGGACAAUCUGGACCAGAUACUGAGGGCCAUCCUCAGCAAAAUGCAGCAGGCAGAGACGCUCAGCGUCAUGCAGUCAUUGAUCAUGGUGUUUGCACACCUUGCACAUUCACAACUGGAGCCCUUACUUGACUUCCUUUGUAGCCUCCCUGGACCCACUGGGAAACCUGCCCUUGAGUUUGUAAUGUCAGAGUGGAUGGGGCGUCAGCACUUGUUCUAUGGGCAAUAUGAAGGCAAAGUAAGCUCUGUGGCAUUGUGUAAGAUUCUGCAGUAUGGGAUCACAAUGGAUGACAAGAGGCUUCAAGAUAUAAAGGUGAAAGGGGACGAAAUAUUUAACAUGGAGGAGGGAAUCCGCACCAGGUCAAAAUCUGCCAAAAAUCCAGAAUGUUGGACCACUAUACCUCUUCUUAUUAAGAUUUACAAGCUAAUAAUUAACGAGUUGUCUAGUAUUAUGGAAGCAAACGUCUCCCGCAAUACGGAGGAGGAGUGGGUUCAGGGUAAUGGGGAUAACACCAACGAUAUGUGGGAGGAUGAUGACGAUGAUGAAGGUUUAGCAGGGCAGCUGCUGUCUGAUAUCCUUUCCAGCAAUAAAUAUGAUGAUGACUACUAUGAAGAUGAUGAAGAAGAUGACCCUGAUGUCUUGAAGGAUCCUCUCUACCAGAUUGAUUUGCAGAAUUAUUUGACAGAGUUUCUGCAGCAGUUUGCUCAACAGUCGUGCUUCUCUGCAUUCUCUCAGCAUCUUAAUGACCAUGAACGGCGCAUCCUCCAGUCAAUCGGGAUAUGAAGCUGCAUACUUAUCUAAAACUAUUUAAAUCCCUGUUAAAAACAUGCGGCCCAAACAUGUGACCUGUAUCAUCAGCCUGUUUGUGGGCUCUUCUGAGACACCUUGCAGG